UUCCAAAUUUUGCCGAAGAACGGAGAGAGGGGGGGAGGGGGAGAGAGCCAGAAUGAUUCACGGGUCGAGAAUCUAUCUAUGUUUCUUUGUUACAUGUCAUGGCGAUUGAAAAAGUUCGAAUUUCGGGGAUUAAUUUUGAUGGUUCGGAGUCCAUUUGAUGCAUAAUGAGCUCAAAUUCUAUUGUUCUCUGAGAAUGGAGAGAUCGCUGCGUUGGUGACCGGGUUUCUUCGAGACGAUCUUUAAUAUUUGCUUGUGGAUCUGUGAGGAUUUGAAAUCAUGCCGUCUCACGCGGAUCUGGACCGUCAGAUCGAGUAUCUGAUGGAGUGCAAGCCGUUGCCGGAAGCGGAUGUGAAAAUACUGUGCGAUCAGGCGAGAGCGAUUCUGGUAGAGGAGUGGAACGUGCAGCCGGUUAAGUGUCCGGUGACGGUGUGCGGUGAUAUUCAUGGCCAAUUUUACGAUCUCAUUGAACUGUUUCGGAUAGGAGGCCGUACUCCUGAUACUAAUUACCUUUUCAUGGGUGAUUAUGUGGAUCGCGGGUACUACUCUGUCGAGACGGUUACUCUUCUCGUGGCUCUGAAGGUUCGUUAUAGAGACAGAAUUACUAUCUUGAGGGGUAAUCACGAGAGCCGACAAAUAACUCAAGUGUAUGGCUUUUAUGAUGAAUGCUUGCGAAAAUAUGGAAAUGCCAAUGUCUGGAAACACUUCACCGAUCUGUUCGAUUACCUCCCUCUUACAGCUCUAGUUGAGAGUCAGGUUUUCUGUUUGCAUGGAGGGCUUUCUCCAUCCUUGGAUACCUUGGAUAACAUUCGCUCAUUGGACCGUAUACAGGAGGUCCCCCAUGAGGGGCCGAUGUGUGAUCUCUUAUGGUCGGAUCCAGACGACCGGUGUGGAUGGGGAAUAUCUCCACGUGGGGCUGGGUAUACAUUUGGUCAGGAUAUAGCUACUCAGUUCAAUCAUACAAAUGGGCUUACUCUUAUAUCCAGAGCGCAUCAACUUGUCAUGGAAGGAUACAACUGGUGUCAGGAUAAGAAUGUGGUGACUGUCUUUAGCGCUCCAAAUUAUUGUUAUCGAUGUGGAAAUAUGGCCGCAAUUCUGGAAAUUGGGGAGAACAUGGAUCAAAACUUUCUACAAUUUGACCCAGCUCCUCGGCAAAUUGAGCCAGAUGCCACUCGCAAGACUCCUGAUUAUUUUUUGUGAUUACCAUAUGGUUGAUCAUUGUAAGUGUCGUGCUGUAGAUUUUACUUUCAAAAGGCCUUAUUGUCACGGGUGAGAACCAGAUUAUCUUCAAUGUCAUUCUUUUCAUUGUAGUUUUAGUUUUGUUCUGUUGCUUCUUUGAUGUUAAAAAAAAAAAAA
Molecule: messenger RNA, 1353 nt
Organism: Cucurbita moschata (crookneck pumpkin)
Lineage: Eukaryota; Viridiplantae; Streptophyta; Magnoliopsida; Cucurbitales; Cucurbitaceae
Product: serine/threonine-protein phosphatase PP2A catalytic subunit-like
Exons: 6
Coding region: 277-1197 (306 amino acids)
Biological process (GO): peptidyl-serine dephosphorylation; mitotic cell cycle
Cellular component (GO): cytosol
Molecular function (GO): protein serine/threonine phosphatase activity
Source: RefSeq, a predicted model, not a curated record